Messenger RNA from Panthera uncia (snow leopard), 2213 nucleotides. RefSeq names its product sulfatase modifying factor 1 (gene SUMF1). Gene Ontology annotation, cellular component: endoplasmic reticulum. The coding region runs from base 22 to 1098 and encodes 358 amino acids. NCBI's taxonomy places the organism in Eukaryota, Metazoa, Chordata, Mammalia, Carnivora, Felidae. The record is from RefSeq and is a predicted model, not a curated record. The transcript has 9 exons.
UCACAUGGCUUGCGGGACAACAUGGCUGCGCCCUCACUAGGGCUGGCUGGUGGAUCCUGCGCCCGGCUCGGUCUCGUCCUCUUGCUGCCACUGUUCUUGCUGCCGGGCGAGGCGGCUGGGGGCGAAGAGGCCAGGACUGGCGCGGGCGCGGGCGCGGCUUCCCUAGCGGGCUCAUGCGGCUGUGGCACUCCCCAGCGGCGCGGGGACCAUGGCAGCUCGGCGGCCGCGCACCGAUACUCGCGGGAAGCGAACGCCCCCGGGCAGGUCCCGGGAGAGCGGCCACUCGCGCCCACCAAGAUGGUCCUCAUCCCCGCCGGAGUGUUUACAAUGGGCACAGAUGAUCCUCAGAUAAAGCAAGAUGGGGAAGCACCUGCGAGGAGAGUUGCUAUUGAUGCCUUUUACAUGGAUGCCUAUGAAGUCAGUAAUGCUGAAUUUGAGAAGUUUGUGAACUCAACUGGCUAUUUGACAGAGGUAAUAGGGUUGGGAUGGGGAGGAAGAACUUGGUUACCACUGCUCGGGAGCCACUGGUGUAGCGAAAGAAGAGUAGAGAGCCCAGACAGUUUGCUCUUCCCCAGGCCUCAUCAUCCAGUUCUGCACGUCUCCUGGAACGAUGCCGUGGCCUACUGCACGUGGGCGGGAAAGCGGCUGCCCACGGAAGCUGAGUGGGAAUACAGCUGUCGAGGAGGCCUGCAAAACAGACUUUUCCCCUGGGGCAACAAACUGCAGCCGAAAGGCCAACAUUAUGCCAACAUUUGGCAGGGCGAGUUUCCUGUGACCAACACUGGGGAGGACGGCUUCCGAGGGACUGCGCCUGUCGACGCCUUUCCUCCCAAUGGUUAUGGCUUAUACAAUAUAGUGGGGAACGCAUGGGAAUGGACUUCAGACUGGUGGACCGUUCACCAUUCUGUUGAAAAAACACUUAACCCAAAAGGCCCCCCUUCUGGGAAAGACCGGGUGAAGAAAGGUGGAUCCUACAUGUGCCAUAAGUCCUACUGCUAUCGGUACCGCUGUGCCGCUCGAAGCCAGAACACACCCGACAGCUCUGCUUCCAACCUGGGCUUCCGCUGUGCGGCCGACCGUCAGCCCACCACGGGCUAAGAGCCAAGAAGAGCUUUCCUACGCCCAGAUGUCGCGUCUGCCCCGCCCUUGGCUUUCCUCAGAACGUUGAACAACCUCGAGUGAAGAAUCCCCACUCCGAGCUGGGUCACAUACCUGCCCAGGGGCCAAAGGAGCUGCCUCGCGGGACCAGACUGCUGACCUGUGUCAGCGUGCGUGCUUUAUGGUGUGGCGCACUUCUGGAGAUCAUCGCUGUGCUUUAGUUUGGAGAGUCUCUCAAAGAGGAAGGGGGUGAAGGAGACCCUGGGCUAAACUUCAGAAGGCAUGGGUUCUUCCCAGGCUCUGCCACCAGGGCUAGACCUCAGGGUCCCACACUUGACCUUCUGGAGCCUCAGUGACCUCCUCUAUCCAGUGGGGGGGAUGCACAGCAUGAUCUCUGAGGCCUUCUCCGACAAAUUCUAUGCGUAUAUUAGAUUCUAUUGUGAUUUCAUAGUAAGAGUUUAUGGCAGAUUAUUUUUUAGCUAUUUUUUUCCAUGUGUGAACCUUGGGUAAUACUAAUCAUGUAAAAUAAGAGUUCUCUUAUGUAUUAUUUUGAGAAAAGGAUGGGGUGGUGGAAAAGGUGGUGGUGAUGAGUCUUUAUAUUCAUACUGCACUUUGUGUUUUCAAAGAAAUCAGUGUCUUUUACAUGGUUAGGAUGAAUCCCACGUGGGCCCCUGGGGGUGCACUCAAGUUCAGCAGUCUGAACAUGCAGGAAUGUCUGUGGGGUGACUCUACUGUGCUUUAUCUUUUAACAUUAAGUGCCUUUGGUUCAGGGGGGCGGCUAUAAGCCCUAUAUCCCCCCCUCUCCCCAAAGCCUUCGGUGAAUGUGAAAUGUAUGCUACACGAAGAAACGUUUAAUUCUAGAUGGAGGAGAAGAGGAAAGAGAACCUUGAAUUAACUCUAUUCAGGGUAUCCAGUAUUUUAUAAUAGGGAAGUAGGACAUCUUGUUGGCUGUGGAAUAUCAGAUGCUCUGAAUCCUACACUAUGUCGAAUAAACUGGUAUCUGCUAAAGGAGGCUUCCUUCUCCUCUUGUUUCUCUCCAUUGUGUUUUCUUUUAAAGAAAUGUCUUUGUGACAUGUAUGUAUUUUGUUUGCUAUAAAGCUUUCAUGUCCAUUGGA